This is a messenger RNA of Salvia splendens (bonfire salvia), 1752 nucleotides long. RefSeq names its product deoxyuridine 5'-triphosphate nucleotidohydrolase-like. Gene Ontology annotation, biological process: dUTP catabolic process; dUMP biosynthetic process. NCBI's taxonomy places the organism in Eukaryota, Viridiplantae, Streptophyta, Magnoliopsida, Lamiales, Lamiaceae. Bases 1135 to 1404 code for a protein of 89 amino acids. The record is from RefSeq and is a predicted model, not a curated record. The transcript is spliced from 3 exons. Gene Ontology annotation, molecular function: magnesium ion binding; dUTP diphosphatase activity.
AUUGAACCUCUCACUCUCACUCUCCACUCUCACUCUCACUCGGUCAAUCUAGCUUCGGUUGCCCCGUUUCCGCCACAGCACCGCUAGAAUCCUUGAAGUCAAGUUCUCAAUUCUUCUCUUCCCCAUUUGCUGAAUUAUUAUGGUCUGUGGAAAUUGUUGUCGAAGAUGGAGUUGGGAUUUGGGAUGAAAGAAAUUAUUUGUGGUGAAUUAGGAUAAAGAUGGAGUUGAGAUUCCGGAAAUUGGGAUGAUUGGCAACGGUAUUCAUUUAAAUAGAGAGGAAAUGGUGUGGGACAGUGUGGUUACUGUAGUGAAGGGAAAUUGGUUUGGUGUGGGGUCGUGGGGUUCCAUUUAAGUAAUUUUAUUUGCUUAAUUAUUGAAUUUGUGUGGCUUGAAGUCUUUAUAUUCAUGCCAACAUUGCUAUGUAACUGCAUUUAGCAGUCUGACAGUCUUUUGCUUUUUGUGGUUGACUUGAAAUCUUUAAUGUUCAAGUUUAUUAAUGUAUUGUUGUGGCUCCAAUUGUCGUUUGUUGUAGAUGAUUCUUGUGAAUGCAAUUUAAAUUGUUUUUUAGGCGAUUGUGUCGAAAUUGUAACUCUGAUCUAGAGUUGUUUCGUUUGUGGAACAGGUUAUUUUUCAAUGAUUUAUGUCUUUCUUGUCUUAAAGCGUGGAAAGUUUUUUGACAUAUAACAGUAUGUCAGGAUUUUGUAUAUUUUAACCGAGACGUGUUAUUAGGUUAGUUUGUAGAGCCAGUAGUUUCGUUAAUUAGUUUUAGACAUAAAUAGCUUAGGUUUGUGCCCAGCUUUAAGGACUGAAGAUUAUCUUUUUGAUUGCUUGAUAUACUUAGUAUAUUCAAGUCACAGUAUUCAAUUUCUAGUUCUUUUUGGAUGAUUGGCAUAGACUUUAUCAUUGAAAGAAGAAAAAAUAGUGACUUGCUUAGCCUAAAUAGUAAAUUCUGCCACAUUGAUAUCAACCGGUUUUGCAAGACUGAAGCCAUAAAUAAUUUAUGAAGUACCUUUCUUAAUUUCACAGUUCACAUCCCUAUGCUUCUCUAAAUCUUGCUAAAGGGUUGGAGAAUUUAUAGUAGUAGUAUUUACUAAAGCUUCAAUCUUUUGGCAGAGUGAGAAAACAGCUUCUACAAUGAUCCGUGAAGUUGCACCAUUUCUUCGAGUGAAAAGGCUCUCGGAGAAAGCCAUUUUGCUGUCUAGGGGCUCCCCUCUUUCAGCCGGCUACGAUCUCUCUAGUGCCGUGGAGAUGAAGGUUCCAGCUAGAGGAAAAGCUCUGGUGCCAACGGAUCUCAGCGUCGCUGUUCCCGAAGGAACAUAUGCUCGAAUUGCACCGCGUGGAAGCACUCGAUCGACGUGGGGGCAGGAGUGGUGGAUGCUGACUACCGAGGGCCGGUUGGGGUGAUCCUUUUCAACCAUUCCGAUGCUGACUUUGAAGUGAAGGCGAGAGAUAGAAUCGCACAGUUGAUCAUCGAGCAGAUUGUGACGCCGGAAGUGGCUGAGGUUGAUGAUCUUGAUUCCACCGCCCGCGGGUCCGGUGGGUUUGGAUCUUCCGGCGUCUAAGAACUUGGUGUUUCACUUCUUUGUUAAGUUAUGGUAGAUUAUUGUGAAGGGGGUACAGUCGAAAUAUGGGUUUUGGGUUUUCUGAGUUGGUUCAGUCUAUUUGGUGUAAGCAAUUUCGGCUUUCCUCGUAUUAACAUGGAAAUUAUGAUGCAACCUUUGUGGAUUGCUAAAUUCGUGACAACAAAUUGUA